GUACAAAUCAGUUCAGUUCCGAAACAAACACUCACAAAAUCAGAAAAGAGAAGACAGAGUGGGUCUCACUCACUGUGUUCGUGUUACGGCACCGCAGUACUGUCUUCAUUCUUUGUUUGAUUCGUUUUGGUUGGAAUUGGAUCCCAGUUGCAUGAAAGAUUUGUUUUGGCUGCAGGAAGGAAAAAAAGAGAACAUGGCUGUCACAGGUUCUGCUAAUGGGCAGCCACAAUUCAUUUCCAGCUCUGGAAACCGAAGCCUUUCCAAUGCGCCACUCAUUGAGAACUCAGAUACUCAUCAAAUUGUUGUGCCUGAUAGGAGAAGCUGGAAAAAUUUAUUUGCAUACAUGGGCCCUGGGUUUCUUGUUUCCAUUGCAUAUAUAGACCCAGGAAACUUUGAGACUGAUCUUCAGGCUGGGGCACAAUAUAAAUAUGAGUUACUUUGGAUCAUACUGGUCGCGUCAUGUGCUGCUCUUGUUAUUCAAACAAUGGCAGCCAAUCUCGGGGUGGUCACAGGAAAGCACUUGGCAGAGCAUUGUAGAACUGAAUAUGCUCGGGUGCCCAACUUUAUCCUUUGGGUUAUUGCUGAAAUUGCCAUAGUGGCCUGUGACAUUCCUGAAGUCAUUGGGACCGCCUUCGCACUGAAUAUGCUCUUUAACAUACCUGUUUGGAUUGGUGUUCUUCUGACUGGACUCAGCACAUUGAUCCUCUUAGCAUUACAGCAAUAUGGGGUUAGGAAACUUGAAUUCUUGAUUGCAUUUCUAGUAUUUACAAUUGCUGGAUGUUUCAUGGCUGAGCUUGGAUAUGCAAAGCCGGAUGCUAAAGAAGUUGUGAGGGGUCUUUUUGUGCCCCAACUAAAAGGGAAUGGUGCUACUGGUCUUGCAAUUUCACUCCUCGGGGCUAUGGUUAUGCCGCACAAUCUCUUCCUGCAUUCAGCACUGGUGCUUUCUCGGAAAAUACCACGAUCAGUUCGUGGAAUCAAAGAGGCUUGCAGAUUUUACAUGAUAGAAAGUGCCUUUGCUCUUAUGGUGGCCUUCCUCAUAAAUGUUUGUGUUAUUUCUGUAAGCGGUGCCAUUUGUAAUUCUCCGAAUUUGAAUCGAGAAGAUCAGAUGAGCUGUCAGGAUUUGGAUCUGAACAAAGCCUCCUUCCUACUUAGAAAUGUCUUGGGGAAAUGGAGUUCAAAACUGUUUGGAAUUGCUUUGCUUGCAUCAGGUCAAAGUUCUACUAUAACAGGGACAUAUGCAGGGCAGUAUGUCAUGCAGGGAUUUCUUGAUUUACGUCUGAAACCUUGGCUUCGGAACAUGUUAACUCGUAGCUUAGCCAUUGUUCCUAGUUUGGUUGUUGCACUCAUUGGUGGCUCUUCAGGGGCUGGGGAGCUCAUCAUAAUUGCAUCGAUGAUCUUAUCAUUUGAACUUCCGUUUGCUUUGGUUCCACUCCUCAAGUUUACAAGUAGCAAAACUAAGAUGGGGGCACAUGUUAACUCAACUGCGCUUUCCGCGGUUACUUGGAUAAUUGGCUCCCUCAUUAUGGCCAUUAAUAUAUACUAUUUAAUUACUGGCUUCAUCAAGCUGCUUCUUCAUAGUCACAUGAAAAUUGUGGCUAAGGUAUUUCUUGGGAUGUUAGGAUUUUCAGGUAUUGCAGUAUAUUUGGCUGGUAUAGCAUAUCUUGUACUUCGCAAAAACAAAGAGUCCACACACCUUCUGGCUCUAACAGCACCAGAAAGUCAGCAAAUGACAAAUGAACAAGGCAAUGGAUCAAUCUAUUCUCUUCCAAGAGAAGACAUAGUGAGCAUGCAGUUGCCUCAAAGAAGUGGUCCUGCAGAUCUUGACUGACAAAUAUGCCAAUGAUAAGGUAGGUAGAUUGGCAAGAUAGACCUGGAAAAUAAAUAAACCUCAGUCCUAAUUUCUAGAAUCAGAAAUGUUGGAUUAGUAUUAGAACAUCUUCUGGUGUCACUUGGUUAGAAUAUCUAAGUUCUUGAGUUUCAUGUGAUGCCUAUAUAUCUUCAAGGACUUCUUGAGGUUGGGAAAUUUUGCUUACUUUCUAUCCUUUCUUCCACAAUCUUCUCAAUUGAAACAUACAAAAUUUAUAAUUUCUUGUUAGAAGAAAAAGUACUACUCUUUUUGCA
Molecule: messenger RNA, 2121 nt
Organism: Lotus japonicus
Lineage: Eukaryota; Viridiplantae; Streptophyta; Magnoliopsida; Fabales; Fabaceae
Product: metal transporter Nramp1
Exons: 14
Coding region: 152-1828 (558 amino acids)
Biological process (GO): metal ion transport
Cellular component (GO): membrane
Molecular function (GO): cadmium ion transmembrane transporter activity; manganese ion transmembrane transporter activity
Source: RefSeq, a predicted model, not a curated record